AUGCUCUUACAACUUAAACACAGUUACUUUCCGAUGGGAGAAUGUCUCAUGUUCGGACUGGAUCUGGAGUCCCGAUAUCUGUCGAAUCUGCCAGCUGAAGAAGAUGUGGUCAAUUUGCUGAUUGGAACUCACAAUAUCAAGAUGGAUAAUCAAAUAUGUCACCUGUCGUUGGACGGCGAGUACUCACGUAUUUCGUCGUUGUCUUAUCAUCACGCAGCUGGAGAGGUGCGUGGUUUGGCUGCGUCACCCUCCAGGGCCGACAUCGUCGCUUCAGCUGCAGCCAGUUUUCAUGGAUCUCCAGCCACGUUUGGGAUACAUUUGUGGCAAAUGGACAGUAGCAAAGGAGCAUUGAAGGAACUGGCAUCAAUUCCUAUAGAUGAUUGUCCUUCAAGCUAUGAAUGGGAUCAGCAAAGUGGACUUUCUUCCUCACUUUUUCAGUCGUUCUUUCAAAUUUAUCAAUCAGAGGAAGGUUUGAAGGUAGGUGACUUACUGAUAAUUUUGUAG
Molecule: messenger RNA, 504 nt
Organism: Cooperia oncophora
Lineage: Eukaryota; Metazoa; Nematoda; Chromadorea; Rhabditida; Trichostrongylidae
Source: the annotation of a GenBank genome assembly